Molecule: messenger RNA, 4261 nt
Organism: Dioscorea cayenensis subsp. rotundata (Guinea yam)
Lineage: Eukaryota; Viridiplantae; Streptophyta; Magnoliopsida; Dioscoreales; Dioscoreaceae
Exons: 11
Coding region: 2124-4109 (661 amino acids)
Source: RefSeq, a predicted model, not a curated record
GUCCAACUCUUUUUUACACUCCCUCUUUUCGCUCGCUCGACCCUCCGUCGUGCCUCCACUGAUCCACUCCCAGCUUUCAAUAAUCCCUUCUCACGCUGCCAAUUCGCAUUCCGCUUCUCGGAUUUGUUCAUUUUUCGUUACGAUUCUUGGAGAAACGAGCUCCAUGCUGUCGGAUCUCGCCGUUUUUGAUAGGAUUCCAAACCCUCUCAUUCCUUUCGAUCUCAGGCACUAAAGGGUUAGCGUUUGUGUUUGAUCUGUGAUCAAUAUCGCGCUUGAGGUUUCUCUUGUCACGGAAAUGGAGAGGGUUGUCGCGGAGCCAAAUGCAGGCAAAGGUGCUUAUCACUGAACGGUAGCAUAGACCAUUGCCUUUGCCUUCUGCUUGAAUUUUUCAUAUAUUUAUGUUCCUUCAAAUCCUCGAGGUGCAGAACGACUACCACCAGAUAUAGUUGUUUCAAAAUCAGAUUUUUACCUUCGCAGAUUGUGGGGUGUUCCUAGUGAGAGGGAACAUCCAAGGACAAGAGACACCCGGAAAGCCAUACCAGAAAUCAUUGUGAUCAUACCAAGAAAUAAAAUAAAAAUAUAAAGAAUCUCCAGGCUACAGUAAAGCUUUGUUUUCUGUACAACACUGCCAAUUGUCAGAAUACUUUCCAUUAUUUUUGUCUUGGCUUGUGAUAGGCUAUUGGGCUCAUAUAAGACAUUAUUAUUAAGAAGAGGUCAACUGAAUUUGCGACAUGGACAAGACAUGGAUGACAAAGUCAAGGUUGAGUGUUGAAUAUGAACAAGGAGUUAGGGAAUUCUUGGAAUUUGCAUUUUCUAAUACAAUGUCAAAUCAAAUCUUGUGCCCAUGUAGAAGAUGUGUCAACAGUGUCCUUUUGACAAGAGAUGAGGUGUAUGAACAUCUUAUUAUUCAUGGUAUACUGAAAUUAUAUAAAAAUUGGUACGAACAUGGAGAACAACCACCAUCUUCUUCAAAUGCAAAUAUUGAACAACAUGAUGAUUUGCCAAGCCAUGUUAAUGCGAAUGAAGUAUUAGAAGAUGGGUUUGCUAUGUCAGAUGAUAACAUGAGAGAUGAGACAACAUCACCAGCUUCAUCUCCGGGAGAUUUGAAUAAUGAAACCGGUCAAUUUUUUAAACUUCUUGAAGAUGCAAACAAAGAGUUAUAUCCAGGAUGUGCUAGAUUCACGAAACUCACAUUUAUUGUUCGGCUAUAUCACAUAAAGUGCUUAUCAGGAUGGAGUAAUAAAUCUUUAGAUUUGUUGCUUGCACUCUUGAAAGAAGCACUUCCAGAGGGAGAGACAUUACCAGAAUCUUUUUAUGAAUUAAAAAAGAUUGUUAAGGACUUGGGUCUUGACUAUAAGAAAAUAGACGCAUGUCCAAAUGACUGUAUGUUGUACUGGAAAGAAGCCGCACAUGAUGAGAUUUGCAAAGUAUGUGGAGCUUCUAGGUGGAAGCAAAUGCAAAAGGACUUAAGAAAUGAGGUAUCUUCUUCUGCAGAAAAGGAGAAAAAAAUUCCUGAGAAAGUAUUACGACAUUUUCCUUUAGUCCCAAGAUUACAAAGAUUGUUCAUGUCAUCAAAAUUAGCCCCACUAAUGAUAUGGCAUGAUCAAGAUCGGGUGAAAGAUGGAUUCAUAAGACAUCCUGCAGAUUCAACAACAUGGAAGGAUUUUGAUGCUAAGCACAUGUUAUUUUCUUCAGAUCGUCGAAAUGUAAGGCUUGGUUUAGCAACAGAUGGUUUUAAUCCAUUUGGGACUAUGAGUGUUUCCUAUAGCACUUGGUCGAUUAUAUUAACUGUAUACAAUUUGCCUCCAUGGAUGUGCAUGAAGCAACCAAAUUUUAUAUUAUCAUUAUUGAUUCCUGGUCCACGUGGACCAGGAAAUGACAUUGAUGUGUACCUGCAACCUUUGAUAGAUGAGUUGAAGAAUUUGUGGGAAUUAGGUGUUAGUACUUAUGAUGCACACACAAAUCAGAUCUUUCAGAUGAAAGCCGCAUUGUUGUGGACCAUCAGUGAUUUCCCGGGUUAUGCUAUGUUAUCAGGAUGAAGCACAAAAGGGCGUCUUGCUUGUCCUUACUGUAAUAAGAACACAUGUUCACGGUAUUUGAAAAAUAGUCGGAAGUUUUGUUACAUGGGGCAUCGUCAAUUUCUUGAUUCUAAUCAUAAGUUUAGAGUAGACAAAAAGUCUUUUGAUGGAACAGAGGAGUUCAAGAUUAUGCCAAAUCCGCCGUCUACUACAGAAAUUUUACACCAAUUAGAGGGUUUUCAAAAUGAAUUUGGGAAAGGGCACUCUAAUUUGGCAUCAAAACGGAGGAGGCUAGCACUAAAAGAUUCCAAAGAUUACUACAACUGGAAGAAGAAAAGCAUAUUCUUUGAACUACCUUAUUGGGAGCAUAAUUUAGUACAGCAUAAUUUGGAUGUGAUGCAUAUUGAGAAAAACAUAUGUGACAGUUUGCUCGGGACAUUACUUAAUAUAGCUGGAAAAAGUAAAGAUACAUUGAAGGCUCGCUUAGACUUGUGUGAAAUGAAAAUAAGAACAAAGCUUCAUCCAAUUGGGGUUGGAAAUAAAACUUAUAUCCCUCCUGCAUUCUUUACAAUGAAUAUACAAGAGAAAGAGAAAUUCUGUACUUUGUUGAAAAAUGUGAAAGUUCCGGAUGGAUAUUCUUCAAAUAUUUCACGUUGUGUAAAUUUGAGAGAUCUCAAGGUUAUUGGUCUCAAAAGUCAUGAUUGUCAUGUGAUGAUACAUCAAUUACUACCCAUAGCAAUAUGGCGGACAUUAUCGAAGCCAGUUGUAGCAACUCUUGUUGAAUUAUGUUCAUUCUUUAGAGAGUUAUGUUCGAAGAAAGUAUAUAUGAGGGAUCUUGAUAGAUUACAGUUAUCAGUUGUACAAACCCUUUGCAAUCUAGAGAGGAUUUUUCCACCGGCAUUCUUUGAUGUGAUGAUUCACUUGGUUGUCCACUUAGCUACUGAGGCAAAACUUGCUGGACCAGUACAGUACCAUUGGAUGUAUCCUAUUGAAAGGUAUCUUCUUACAUUGAAAUCAUAUGUUCGCAAUCGGAGUAGACCAGAAGGUUCAAUUGCUGAAGGCUACAUUGUGGAGGAAUGCAUUACCUUUUGUUCAAGAUAUUUUGAAGGAGUUGAUACAAGAUUUUAUAAAACACCACGCAAUGAUGAUUUUGGGGACCCAUUUAAUGGUCAUGGUAUAGGAAAAUCAACAACAUUUACGCUUAAUCCUAUUGAGUGGAAACAAGCACAUCGUUACAUGUUAUUUAAUUCUGAAUCCCUUGAUUAUUGUAUCAGUGAGCAUAAAGCAGAACUCAAAAGACAAAAUCGAUGGAUUAGCACUUAUGAGCUUGAUAAGAUGCAUCACCAGAAGUUUGAUGAGUGGAUAUUCCACAAAGUUCAAAAUGUGCAAAAUUCUUCCUUACCUGUUGAAGUUAUACAUCUAGCUAAAGGUCCAGACAUAGUAGCCAGGAGUUACAAUGCUUUCACUAUCAAUGGAUUCAGAUUCCAUGUUAAAGCUCGAGAGCGCAAAAGGAAAAUACAGAAUAGUGGAGUGGUUGUCGUUGCUUCAACUAUGAGUUUUGCAAGUACAAGUGACAAAAACCCAAUUGAGAGCGAGAUAACAUAUUUUGGAGUCUUAAAUAAUAUUAUUGAACUCAACUAUCAUGGAUGGAAACGGAUUGUAUUGUUCAAAUGCGAGUGGAUUGAUGUUACAAAAGGGACAAAGAAGGAUGAUUUAGGGUUUACUCUUGUGAACUUAAACCAAUUAUCUAAUACAGGAGCAAAUGAAUAUGACGAGCCUUUCAUUUUGGCAUCUCAAGCACUACAAGCAUUUUAUGUUGAAGAUCCUUCAGAACCAAAUUGGCAUGUGGCUAUUCAAACAAAGCCUAGAGAUUUCUAUGACAUGCAAAAUGAUCCCUCAAAUGAAGACUAUUUGCAAAGCAUACCAUGCAAUGAAUUGAAUUUAGUGGAUGACAUUUUCAGUGGUGAUAAUAACAUAAAUUGGGAACGGACAGAUAUGGAGGGAGUAAUGGUUGAUGAAGCUAUCAACUCUGUUGACAUUGACACUUUAAUGAAGGAUUCAACUAAUGAAUAUGAUGAAGAUACUGAUUAAGAAAUUUUACUUAUAAAGCUAAAUGUGGCCUCUUACAAGACAUGGUAGCCUUCGUCGUAGAGUAGAAGGUCCAACUCUAUCUAAUCCAAGCUCAAGCCACUCUAUAAGCACUGGCCCUACUUCAGAUCGUGUACAUGAUGGGUCUACUUCUG